Sphaerulina musiva SO2202 is the source of this 1180-nucleotide messenger RNA. RefSeq lists its product as uncharacterized. The coding region runs from base 10 to 618 and encodes 202 amino acids. The record is from RefSeq and is a predicted model, not a curated record. Gene Ontology annotation, molecular function: structural constituent of ribosome. Lineage: Eukaryota; Fungi; Ascomycota; Dothideomycetes; Mycosphaerellales; Mycosphaerellaceae. Gene Ontology annotation, cellular component: mitochondrial large ribosomal subunit. The transcript is spliced from 2 exons.
GUCCUCAUCAUGUUCGGCCCGUUCAAACCCAGUGCGCAGCUCUCUGUUGGGUUAUUAUGGAAAAUUCCAUGGCGACUCUCAUCGCCUCAAAAACAGCGACAACGGCGACGAUUACGACGCGUCGACAACGUGGUCGCCGUCCUCGAUAAUGCGCUACGGAAACAGACAGCGUUACUGUCUCAGACGCCGCUCGAAACGAAAGAGACGGUUUCUGCCAACGAAACACCAGAUCUCUCCGAAUCCAUUGGAACAGCCACUAGCGACGAACUUUCUACCACAGCAGAAGGGCAACGCCUUCUCGCCAAUUCAUCGCCGAAAAGCAAGGCAGUAUCUGAGAGACGGCACGGGAAAGGGCCAAAGCUGGGCGAUUGGGUCCCCGCAGCGAAUCCGGUCGGUGUGCCUGUACCGGGGAAAAUGCUGCUCAGAGAUGUCGUGAGAGAAACGGGCACGACCAAAUUGCUUGAGAGAUGGAAGGCUGAAAUGCCAACAGAAGCAGAAAUGCUGCCGAGGGACAAGUACAGCAUUUUUGACAAGAAAGUGAGAGGGUAUAGGAAGGGUGUGCAUAAACUGCCUAAAUGGACAAGAGUGAGCCAGAGAUUGAACCCACCAGGUUUCUAAGAGCAGAUAUGGUGGAUAGGAGUAUCCGCGGGGCGUUCGAGGAGUUCAUAAGCUGGACUGAAGGAAAAUACGGCCAAGAGCACGAGUCCUGAGAUGUGACUGCUGCCUCGAUACGGCAUUAUGUACAACAGGGAAAGCAGCAGCUGAAUCAUUGCGGUGGAUUAUACGUGAUCCAUCAUUCUGCACGGGCAUUCUGAGCCAGAACGAAGAUUAUCUGAGGCGUGAGCAGAUCAGGCAGCGCUGUCGCAUACUGACCGCGUUUCAUUACGGCAAGGCCAGGGCGGAGGCGAAGGCAAAGUACGAGCAACGAGCUCGAAUUUGAAGCCUGUGUCGUUGGGUUGUCGGAGGGUGGCGGUAAGGUGCAUGUAAUGUACCUCCUGAACACCUCGGAUCAAUUUUUGAAGCGCCAAGCCUAUCCUGCAACGCGACGCGAUCUGACGAGUCCGAGUCACAUACGUGCCUUACGACAACGGAUCUGGAGGUGAUAGGUUCUUUCUCGUGCAACAAAUGUACAAAAUGUCAGGUAGCUGGUACCAAGCAGCAACUACACGAUAAUAUCGAG